AUGAGACACGAACAAUCUUCGACUAUCCCGCCCUCUUCAAACGAAUCGACGGCGACACCUCAGGCCUCAACUUCCGAUCCCAACAAAACCGAAAAUGUGCCCGUUCCCGUCCUCCGUCGCGUUGACAACAACAUGGUCAACGCCACACUUCUCCUGCAUGCCGGUGGAAUGGUGACGGAUAGAGAGCGCAGCAUUGUUCUCUCGCUUGAACGGGGACGCGCACGGUGUCGGAAAAAAGGAAGUGGGCUCUACGGGACGUGGAUUCCAUUGGCGCGUGCCCGGCAUUUGGCAAGGACCUUUUGCUUGCAGCAGAAGCUUGGUGGGUUUUUGAGCAAC
Fimicolochytrium jonesii is the source of this 336-nucleotide messenger RNA. RefSeq lists its product as uncharacterized. The record is from RefSeq and is a predicted model, not a curated record. Lineage: Eukaryota; Fungi; Chytridiomycota; Chytridiomycetes; Spizellomycetales; Powellomycetaceae. The annotation marks the transcript as partial. Gene Ontology annotation, molecular function: DNA binding. The transcript has a single exon.